This is a messenger RNA of Fulmarus glacialis (Northern fulmar), 4864 nucleotides long. It is a transcript of the gene ATRX, whose product is annotated as alpha thalassemia/mental retardation syndrome X-linked. The transcript has 18 exons. Lineage: Eukaryota; Metazoa; Chordata; Aves; Procellariiformes; Procellariidae. Gene Ontology annotation, molecular function: ATP binding; ATP-dependent chromatin remodeler activity. The annotation marks the transcript as partial. The record is from RefSeq and is a predicted model, not a curated record.
AAACUGGUAUUUUCUGUGGAUUUAUCACUUGGGGAGAAUUGGUGAAGAGUAGAAGGUAAAAGUAGAGAACCUAAAAGUAGUCCAGCUUCAAUGGAGAACAAUAGAGAAGAGGGCAGUAGUUCUUCAGAAAGAACCAAAUCCUUAGGAUCAUCACGUUCAAAAAGGAAACCUACAAUUGUAACAAAAUAUGUUGGAUCAGAUGAUGAACAAAUCUUAGAUGAAACUGUAAAUGAAGAUAUUUCAAAUGAAAACUCAGAAAACGAUGUUGAUAUGAAAAGCUUGCCUAAAGGUACAGUGGUUGUACAGCCUGAGCCAGUGCUGAAUGAAGACAAAGAUGAUUUUAAAGGGCCUGAAUUUAGAAGCAGAAAUGCCGUUAAAAUGAAACCUGAAGCUCCCAAAAAGCGUGGAGAGGAAGGACUACAUGGAAUUGUAAGCUGUACAGCUUGUGGGCAACAGGUGAACCAUUUUCAAAAGGAUUCAAUCUAUAGACAUCCUACACUGAAAGUUCUUAUUUGUAAGACUUGCUACAAGUAUUACAUGAGCGAUGACAUUAGCCGUGAUUCAGAUGGAAUGGAUGAACAGUGUAGGUGGUGUGCUGAAGGUGGAAAUUUGAUUUGCUGUGACUUCUGCCAUAACGCCUUCUGUAAAAAGUGCAUUUUGCGCAACCUGGGUCGAAAGGAGCUAUCGACUAUACUGGAUGAAAAUAAUCAGUGGCACUGCUAUAUUUGCCAUCCAGAGCCUUUGUUGGACUUGGUCACUGCAUGUGACAGUGUCUUUGAAAAUUUAGAACAGUUACUGCAACAAAACAAAAAAAAGAUCAGAGUUGAAAGUGAAAAAAGUAAAAUCUAUGACCAUACAGUCAAGUUUUCUCCAAAGAGAAAUAAUUCAAAUUGUAAUGGUGAAGAAAAAAAACUAGAUGAUUCAUAUUCAGGUUCACUAACAUAUUCUUAUAAAGCACUGAUGGUGCCAAAAGACUUGCUUAAGAAAACAAAAAAGCUGGUUGAAACUACAGCAAAUCUGAAUUCUAGCUUUGUAAGCUUUUUGAAAAAUGCUGCAGAAAAUGUAGAAGUAAGCCCAACUGUGCAACUUUGUCAGCUAAAAGCUUUUAAAUCUGUGUUGAGUGACAUGAAAAAAGCUCAUCUGGCACUAGAAGAAGGCCUGAACCUGGAGAUACAAGCUUUGAAUGUCAAAAUCAAAGAUAAAAAUACCAAAGAGAAAAAACCUGAUGUUAGAUCAGAAAAAAAUGAGGUGAAAAAAGAUGAAGGAAAGGAACAUGUGGCAUUAAAAGAGGAUGACACUGUAAAGACACAGAAAAAAGUUGUAUCGGAACGGCCUGACAGUGAGCCCAUGGAUCAAAGUGUUCCGACAACGGAACAAACAGAUAACAAGCGUACUUCUGGUGAAGAUAAAAGGUCUGGCAGAAAUGAAGAACCUCAGUAUGAACCUAAUAGUACAGAGGCUUUAGACAUGGAUAUAGUGUCCAUUCCCUCAUCUGUUCCUGAAGAUAUUUUUGAGACUCUAGAAUCUGCUAUGGAGAUUCAGGUUACAUCAGAUGAGCAAGACAAUGGAAAUACAGGAACAGAUCAUGAGACUCUAAAUUCAAAUAUAAAAUUGAACACUCCUAUGAAAGAUACCAAAGGUGGUACUAAGUUAAAAUCAUCGGCUAAAGGAACAAAAGAAUUGAUUGUAAAAUUGACUCCUGUUUCUCUUUCAGAGUCUACAGUUAAAGCUGAAGAUCAAGACAGCAAUCUAGAAAAGGGAAGUAAGGAUGUUGAUGUAAUACCUAGAGCAGAAAACUCUGAUUCUGUAAAACAAAAUCAUAAUGCUGGCAGUGAACCUUCCACAGAGAACGAAACUGUCUCACUUGUAGAGGAAUCUGAUCUCAGGAGAUCACCGCGUGUGAAGACCACACCUCUGAGGCGCCAAACAGACGUCAAUCCUUUAACAUCAAAUUCAGAAGAAGAUAGCAAUGACACUUGUAAUGAAAAACGUAAGAGAAAAUCAUCAAAACAACCAAGGAGGAAAAAUGAUAAAAGAAAUUCUUCUGACAGUACUGUUGAUGGUCCUAGCCCUAAUAAACUUUCUAAAUCAAAAAAGCCAUAUGUAUUAGAUCAUAGCUCAGAUUCUGAUGAGAUGCCAGCUGUUCUUAAAGAAGUAGCUAUGAUGAGUCACAGUUCUUCAGAUAUUGAGAGCAAUAGUGAAGCACCAACAAAUGAUCAGAAGACUUUAAAUUUUCUAAAGAAUCAACCAGUAAAGGAUGAAAACGGAAAACGAAAAAGAAAAAGUUCCAGUUCUGGUUCAGAUUUAGAUGCUAAAAGAGGCAAAUCAGCUAAAAAUUCCGCUGCUGCUAAAAAGAAACGACAAAACUAUUCAGAUUCUUCAAACUAUGAUUCUGAGUUAGAAAAAGAAAUAAAAAUUUUGAGUAAAAUUGAGUCUGCAAAAAAAGCUAAGAAAAAAUACUCACGAAAAGAAGAUAGUUAUGAUUCCUCUGAAGAAGAACAGAGGAAAAAAGUAAAUAGUAAGAGAAAGAUAAAUUUGAAGAAACAGAGAGAGAAAUCUUCUGAAGAUGGUGAUGCUGAAAAGUCUUCCCCAGAGAAGGAGAUUAAUCAUUCUUCUCAAGAUAAAAUUGGUAAGGGGUCAGCUGCUAAGGAAAGGAUAAACAGAGACUUAAAAGAAAAAACUGUAAAGGGAAAGCACGAUGAGUCUUCUGAUGUUGAGAAGUCUUCACUGGAGAAAGAGGAGAGUUGUCCUAAAGGUGUAAAGCUAACUGAAGUUAAGAAGAGCAAGGAUUUGAAAAAGAAAAAGGCACAGGAAGAUUCUUCUUCAGAGAGUACUGAGAAAUCUGCAAAGAAGGAGCAGGAUUUUGAUUCUUCAAAAGACAGAUCCAAGAAUAAAAAGGGAUCAGAAAGCAAAGCGAAGAAAUCUGAAAAACUGAAAAAGAAAAGUUACAAGAAAGAACAAGAUGAUUCCUCUUCAGAUGUUGAAAAGUCAUGUCCAGAGAAAGGAAGUUGCAAUUCUUCUGAAAAUGACAAAACUAAAAAUGAACCAGUGUUUAAAGAAAAGAAAAGGAGGAAUUUAAGAGAGAGAGUAUCCAAAAGAGUACAGAUUGAUUUAUCCUCUGAUGCUGAGAAAUCUCCCCUGAAAGAGGAGAGUUCUUCUGAAGAUGCUGUGCGGAGUAAAAAACAAACUGAAACUAAAGAAAAGAAAAAAAUAAGUCACAAAAAGAAAAUUUCCAAGAAAGAACAGAAUGACUCAUUGUCCUCUUCUGAUGAGGAGUCUUAUGAAGACAGUAAGAAAAAGAUUAAAAGAGGGUCAAUGAAAGAAAGUAAAAAGAGUAACUUAAAAAAGAAAGUGUCAAAAAAGAAGGUGGUUGUCACUUCGUCUUCCUCGUCUGAUAAGGAAGAAAAUGAUGAACAGAAUUCAACAGGUGAAGGAAGCAGUGAUGAGCAGAAAAUUAUGCCAGUGACUGAAAACUUAAUGCUGUCUGCUGGUACAGGAUUUUGUCAGUCAUCAGGAGAUGAGGGAGAGACUAAAUCAAGGGCUGUUCCAAUGGAGGAGGAGGAAGAUGAUGAUGAUGACGAUCCUGAGAAUAGAAUUGCCAAGAAAAUGCUUUUAGAAGAAAUCAAAGCCAAUCUUUCCUCUGAUGAGGAUGCAUCUUCAGAUGAUGAAUCGGAUGAAGGAAAAAAGAAAACUGGAAAGCAAAAUGAAAACACAGGAGAUGAUGAAGAGAAUGAAAAGGAAGAUAAUUCUGAAUCGGAUUCAGAGGAAGAAGAAUCAAAGAAGCCUAGAUACAGACACAGACUGCUGAGGCACAAGCUGACAGUGAGUGACGGAGAAUCUGGUGAAGAAAAAAAGGUGAAACCAAAAGACAAAAAAGAAGGGAAACGCAGAAGUAGAAGGAAAGUGAGCAGCGAUGAUUCAAAUGACUCUGAGUUUCAUGAAUCUGCAGUUAGUGAAGAAGUGAGUGAGUCUGAAGAUGACCAACGUCCAAGAACAAGAUCUGCCAAGAAAGCUGAGGCGGAAGAAAACCAACGCAGUUACAAACAGAAAAAGAAACGAAGGCGUAUAAAGGUUCAAGAGGAUUCUUCAAGUGAAAACAACAAUAAGAGUAAUUCUGAGGAUGAGGACAAUGAUGAUUCAAAAUCUCCUGGAAAAGGCAGAAAGAAAAUAAGGAAAAUUAUUAAAGAUGAUAAACUUAGAACAGAAACACAAAAUGCACUUAAAGAAGAAGAAGAAAGAAGAAAACGUAUAGCAGAAAGAGAACGGGAGAGAGAGAAAUUGAGAGAGGUGAUAGAGAUAGAAGAUGCUUCACCUCUGAAAUGUCCCAUUACAACUAAGCUGGUUUUAGAUGAAGAUGAAGAAACCAAAGAACCGUUAGUGCAGGUUCACAGGAAUAUAGUUACCAGACUGAAACCACACCAAGUAGAUGGUGUUCAGUUCAUGUGGGAUUGCUGUUGUGAAUCUGUAAAAAAAACAAAGACAUCUCCUGGUUCUGGAUGCAUUCUUGCUCACUGUAUGGGUUUGGGGAAAACAUUACAGGUAGUAAGUUUUCUACACACGGUCUUGCUGUGUGACAAGCUGGAUUUUCGGACAGCUCUGGUAGUGUGUCCACUGAACACUGCCUUGAACUGGUUGAAUGAGUUUGAAAAAUGGCAAGAAGGUUUAGAAGAUGAUGAAAAACUAGAGGUCUGUGAACUAGCAACUGUGAAACGCCCUCAAGAGAGAAGCUAUAUGCUCCAGCGUUGGCAAGAUGAAGGAGGUGUGAUGAUAAUAGGCUAUGAGAUGUAUCGUAAUCUUGCACAAGGCAGGAAUGUGAAGAGUAGAAAACUUAAAGAAAUAUUUAAUAAAGCUUUAGUUGAUCCAG